AUGGCCACCCUAUUACGAUAAAGAACGAGGUUUUCCAACUUCCGUCACGAAGAUUGAGAAAUAAGGAAUAAUAGUUGAUGCCUAAUUAAUCUACUUCUUUUGUGAUUAUAUGUGUUUAGAAAAGACAAUUUUAACAAACUUUUCCGUUAUUGUUGUUGAUUGAAGUGCAUUUAAUCAAUGUCUCGUUUGUGAAGUGUAAAUUGUUUUUGUUGUGACAUAUUUGUGAAGAAAAUCAAUGAGAUAUUUUAUGAAGCAGCUGGUACAAUAUGUUUAGUGUUGACUACGAUUGACGUACGACGAACUAAAAGAGAAUACAACAGAGACAUAUUAUAAGGAUGGCUGAAGAAGUCAUCAAUGUCACGGCUCAGCCUAUGUCUGAGCCUGUACACAAUAUAUCCAAGGCCAUUUUUCUGCAGACUACCACAGCGCAAGUUGUCUCUGGAAUAUUUGUAUGGGCAGCACUUUUCAUAACAUGUCAACAAAUUUACCAACACCUGCGCUGGUACACUAACCCAUCGGAGCAGCGAUGGAUUGUGAGGAUUCUGUUCAUUGUACCAAUAUACGGCAUCUACAGCUGGAUCUCCUUGCUAUUCUUUAUGGGCGACUCGUAUUAUGUAUACUUCUUCACGGUCAGGGAUUGUUAUGAAGCGUUCGUGAUCUAUAGCUUCCUUUCGCUGUGCUACGAGUACCUUGGUGGUGAGGGGAACAUUAUGUCCGAGUUGCGUGGGAGGCCCGUACGAGCGUCAUGCGUGAAUGGCACCUGUUGCCUCAGCGGAGCGACAUACACCAUCGGGUUCCUGAGAUUCUGCAAACAGGCGACACUUCAGUUCUGUUUGAUCAAGCCCGUCUGCGCCUUCGUUAUUAUAUUCUUACAGUCGGCUGGCCACUACCACGAUGGUGAUUGGUCCCCAAGCGGUGGUUAUAUCUACAUCACCAUCAUCUACAACUUCUCGGUCAGUUUGGCGCUGUACAGCCUGUUCCUCUUCCUCGGUGCCACUCGAGAGAUGCUGAAACCUUUUGAUCCAGUGCUCAAGUUCUUUACGGUUAAGUCUGUCAUCUUCUUGUCCUUUUGGCAAGGUGUGGCCCUCGCUAUUCUCGAAAAAGCGGAAGUGAUAUCACCGAUUAUAGACGAAAAUGGCAUCCCCACAACAGCUGGUACGGUAUCUGCUGGGUACCAGAACUUCCUCAUUUGCAUCGAAAUGUUGGCGGCCGGUGUUGCAUUGCGGUACGCGUUCCCCGCGAGCGUAUACGCGCACGCACGUCGCGACCCACACAGAUCUGUCACUAUGCAGUCCAUCUCUAGCAGCCUAAAGGAGACGAUGAAUCCAAAAGACAUAAUGACGGACGCAUUCCACAACUUCCACCCUCAAUAUCAACAGUACACGCAAUAUAGCUCGGUGAUGCGUGGAACAGGAACGGGCAAACGAAGUGAAGAAGGCGCCGCAUUAGCUCCUCGUCCGCCGCCACAGAGAGUCGCCACCAUCAGUCAAGCUACUAAUUACCACGAAAAAACUACCUUACUUAGCUCUGAUGAUGAAUUCCAGUGAAGUCUUCAAAAGUUGAUAGCCUUUCUGUCGCCGGCAAGUUUGCUCGUCAAAUUAUUUAUGCCCAUGUGGCGUAUUGAAUGUUCAAGAUCGCGCUUCAUCACAUAACCAUUUUAAUGAAUAAAUUAAAAAAGAAAACAAUUGAAUUCCCGACCACGCCUCUGCAUAAUGCUUUUUGUCUAUGGAUUGUGGCACGUGGUAAAAAUCGGAACCAACGUCUAUAUCUCUUACUUUAUUUCCUGAAAAUUGUCAACAGAUUCUACGCAACUAAUCUUCAACUAUUCAGACAAUUGCAAGUCGUUGAUUAGGAUCUCUAUUAAAAAUAACUGCUAGAGUAUUUUUAGAAAGGUUUUUCGUUUUCGUUUCAACUCGUUUCUCCACUGCCAAACGUUAAUUACCGAUCCGAUUUAGAAACUGACGACAGUACUUAUGUGUUUCUCCACUACUCCGGCAUCCGGUUUUUAACGAUCCGAUAACUUGCUAGAUCGGAACGCGAUGUUUUAUCGGUCUGAAAUGAUCGACAGUUAUGCCAACUUGUAUAAAUUUAGGGGAAAGUGUCCGAGGGUUUUUUAGGGGGUACAUUUAUUUAGGGGAAUUUUUAUUCUAUACAAUUUAGGUUAACCUUAAUAAUUUAUGUAAACCAAAUAUAAACUCCAAGCUUUUAAUCUGUAUUACGAUUUUUUACAUAAUAAAUCUUGGAAGACAUGAAUAUUUCCUUUUUUCAUAUGAUUUUGUUUUAUUUAUAUACAUAAUUAAGUACUUACUUACCUCAAAGUCACUGAGAGCAUCUCCGCAAGAGGAAUGCAACAUCUAAAGUUAGUGUCCUGGCCAGCAAUCGCUUCUAUUAUGUGAGCUAAAAUAUAAUUGGAAAUUUUCUUUCAUCUUGAACUAGCAUUUCAUGAGAAACGAGGAUGUAUCCAACAACUCUUGUUUCUAGUGUUUUAAUUCUAUAUAGCUAUUAUUUUUAGAUUUUUGUUUGUUUUUUGUUUUGACACUUUAUUGUAUUUACCUAAUUUCGCUGGUCGUGUCCUCGUAAAGGCGAGGAAUUUUUAUAAAGCACUGCGUUACGUCCGUUACGAAGGGGUGACUUAUUUUUAAUGAUCGAUUAUUAUCGGAUCGGAUAUAGUGGAGAAGCGCAAUCCGGCCUUCCGAUAUUUUUCUCAUGACUCAUUUCGGCUUCCGACUCCGGACCAGAGCAGUGGAGAAAGGGCCUAACGUGUUCAAACUAAUCUUUGAACAUGCAGUGCAAUUGAAUUACCGAAUCGCUAAAAACUAUGAAUUUUAAGGAAAACGUAUACUAAGGGGGUUUAGACUUUUUGACCAACGCAAUGGAUAAUUAUAAUUACGAUUAAUCUUUUGUAUGCCAUUUUUAUGUUUAAGAGUAUUUUAAAUUAAAAUUCCAAUAAAGGAUAAGAAUGAAAUAUUUAUUCUCGAUUCUUGUUAGUUGUAUUUAAUGUUGUUUUUUUGAUAAAACAACUAAUAAUUGUAGCACGUAAUUUAAUUUAAUAAAUAAUUAUAAUAUAAGGUGGAUCGGUACAAGACGACUUUGGCGCGAAAUGAUUGAUAUUACGUAGAAGUAUAUUUACUAAUAUUUUAAUUAAGAUUGUACAAAAUAUUUAUAGACUAGUUUUGCUCUCCCUUAAAACAAUAUAAAAUAUUUAAAAAAAUCAAUCAAAUAUUGUGAAACCAGAGAUAACAGUUAUUGUACAGAGUAAAUAGGCCAUUUUAAUUAUGAUGUGUACAGUUAUUUUUUUCUUUAAAGCCUUUGCACCCUAUAGAUAGUUAAAUUUUGUAAUAGCUUUGAAACAACACUGCAUUGCUUCGCCGUCCAAUUUUAAUACUUUCAAUUUCUGAAACUAUUUUUCAAAAUGAUCUUCAAUGAUUUGCUGGAUUGCGCAGGUUGUAUAUUAUCUGUAGAUGCAACUCAAAUGUUAUAUUAAGAUUAAAAUGUGUCAAUGAUGAUGUUAUUAGGUGUACUUUAAAUUUAGUAAAAGGUGAAUUUUAAAUCCUACGAUAGAAUGAAUAUACUUACCAAAGACAACAACAAUUUUACAAUUUUAUUAUCUUAUCUUUAAAUAACUAAGGUUCGAAAUAACACCUCGAAAACACGUAUAAAAUGAACAAACAUACGAUUUUUUUCUUCUAUUUAUAGUAUAAAUUCAACAAUUUUGUUUUCCUAACAAAAUCUAAAACAUUCUGCCGCUUUGUAUGUCUAAUUAUGAUGAUUGAAGUAUGUAAUUAUCUUGUGGAUAUAGUACCGUAUGUAUUUUAAUGUAAAUAAAUAACAAUAGAUUUGUUAUUUAUUGGUCCUAGACUUUCUGUAAUUAUUUUAAUCACAUUAUAACAUUUAGCCUAAGGUUCGCAGAUAAAUUAAGCGCGAGCGAUCAUCCCAAAUUUCAAAUGGGUUUGACAGUUGCGUGCUUCAACUUGUCUAUGAAUUUUUAGCCAUAGAGUCAAUUAAGUAUUAAAUGACGUUAAAAAAUGUAUUUAAUGUAAAAGAAUAAUCAAUAACCGCUCUCUGUUCAAAAUAUGAAAUUAUUUUUGUAAAAGAAACACUUUUAUUUCAGACAAUGUUAGAUAUUAAUGUUUUAGUGUCUUUAUAAGAAUCUAAAUAAUGGAUAUUUAAAUUA
This is a messenger RNA of Pieris rapae (cabbage white), 4174 nucleotides long. It is a transcript of the gene Tmep, whose product is annotated as transmembrane protein 184B. The coding region runs from base 336 to 1547 and encodes 403 amino acids. Lineage: Eukaryota; Metazoa; Arthropoda; Insecta; Lepidoptera; Pieridae. Gene Ontology annotation, molecular function: transporter activity. The transcript has 8 exons. Gene Ontology annotation, biological process: transport. The record is from RefSeq and is a predicted model, not a curated record.